Messenger RNA from Arctia plantaginis, 489 nucleotides. Lineage: Eukaryota; Metazoa; Arthropoda; Insecta; Lepidoptera; Erebidae. The record is from the annotation of a GenBank genome assembly.
AUGGGAUACCUAGACAAAUGUCCCACUGUACACGGCUGCUGCUGGUACGUGGGACUGCGCAGAGGUGUGAUUCUGAUCGCGUUGGUGGGUAUGGGCAUUGGCGCAUUGUAUUUAGUCGCGUACUCUAGGGCAGGCGCACGGCUACUCGUCUCGUUGGGAGCCCCUCGAGCCGUCAAAAGUUUGUCCACCCGCUACGUGCACGGCGUGUUGGGCGUGUUGAUAUUGGUGACGCACGCGCUGCUCCUGUCUGCCGGCUACUGCAGGAACAGGACUCUGUGCGAGUUGUACUCGUGGUCGACAAUAGUAGUGUGCGUGGGUGUGCUCGCCGUUAACUUGUUCGUGGUGGUGAGCUCGUUUCGAUCAGACCUCGUCACAUACGGGCUCGCAUUUAUGACGGUGGCGUUGUGCUUAAUGCUGUGGUCCGUGUACUCUGUCGUUAUUGUGAUCAACUUCUGGAAAACGUUGCCUGGGAUCCGGUUGCAGUCAUAA